Molecule: messenger RNA, 3438 nt
Organism: Pleurotus ostreatus (oyster mushroom)
Lineage: Eukaryota; Fungi; Basidiomycota; Agaricomycetes; Agaricales; Pleurotaceae
Gene: PSY2
Product: Platinum sensitivity protein
Exons: 12
Coding region: 1-3438 (1145 amino acids)
Biological process (GO): DNA damage response; protein dephosphorylation
Cellular component (GO): nucleoplasm; protein phosphatase 4 complex
Molecular function (GO): protein phosphatase activator activity
Source: RefSeq, a predicted model, not a curated record
AUGGACCGCAGUGAAGCCACUGCUGAGGCCAACGACCAGCAGCCAUUGAACGUCGACCCUCAGGAUCCCCCAUCUUCCAGCUCCAAGAUUCAGCCAGACGCCGCUUCUGCCACCUCCGCACAACCAACGGACCCGGACAGCGUCGAGAAUGCGCAGCAGGAGCCUUCGGAUAGGACGUUGAACGGCUUUCAGCAAGUAGAAUUGGUCGAACACACGCCCGGCGGGGCUGAAGCCGACGCUGGAGGCUCUCAGGACGAUCCACACGACUGGUUCCCCGAUAGCGACUACGAGCUCAAACGCGUCAAGGUCUACGAAUUGAUAGGCUCGAGAUGGGUUGACCAGGGAACAGCCUUUUGCUUCGGGCAAUUCAACGACGAGACGAACGAGGCUCUGCUCAUAGCUCGCUCUGAAUCCAACUACGCGGAAGUCAUCCUUUCCACGACGAUUCGUUCCAACGAUGUUUACCAGCGGCAGCAAGACACGCUCAUCGUUUGGACGGAACCCGAUGGAGUCGACUACGCGCUUAGCUUUCAAGAUCCAGAAGGCUGUUCAGAGGUUUGGAACUUCAUACUUGAGGUCCAGAGGCACCUAAACCGUGAAGAGCCCGGUCUCGUUGGAUCGUCGUCGCCUACGCCGGGAAACAGUGAUUCCGUGGCUGCAGCCAAUGUUAUUCGCUCUGGCCAUCUACCUCAACCACAACUCGGAAUCAUCGGGGAGAUAGAGAAAGUCAUCAAAUCGCUCUCUCGAACGCAACCGGUCAAAGAACGAAUGUGCGAGUAUAUCCAACACGAGGAAUACAUCAAGCAACUUGUUGAUGUUUUACACCAAGCGGAAGACUUGGAGAAUUUGGAGAACUUGCAUGCUUUGUGCUCACUCAUGCAGACUAUCUUACUCCUAAACGAUCACGGGUUGUACGAGCACAUACUCGAAGAGAGUCUUUUCUUCGGUGUCGUCGGGAUGCUCGAGUACGAUCCCGAGUUCCCCGACUACAAAGCGAAUUACCGCGAUUUCCUCGUCCAGACCACGCAGUUCCACCAACCGAUCGCAAUCGUUGAUCAGGCCAUUGUCCGCAAGAUACACCACACAUAUAGGUUGCAAUUCCUGAAGGACGUGGUCCUCGCUCGUGUGCUCGACGACUCGACCUUCAAUGUCCUCAGCUCCUGCAUAAUAUUCAAUCAAAUCGAUAUCAUCACACACGUGCAACAAGACCCAAGGUUUCUGAUGGAAGUGGUGAAGCUAUAUGUCGACGAAGAUAUGUUAAGCGGAGGCGGGAGAAGGGCAAGCUCUAGUCAAGGACCAGGUACGCAAGGUUUCCCAUUAAGUGGCGGCAUGGGGGGCGGGCUGGUUGUUGUUAAACUUGAGAAUGCCGAUGAAGAUGCUAGCGUGAAUGGCAAAACCAGUAAGGACUCGGUGUUCAGGAAGUCCACGGACACAGAUUCCAUGGAUGUCGACCAGAAGUCCCCAGUCAAUGGCCUCACCCAUACCGUCGUUAAUGGUCAGGUUUCGCGUUCAUCACAUUACUCCUUCGCCCCACCGGAGGAACUCUCUGAAGCGGAAGUAACUCUGCGACGCGAGGUCAUUUUUCUCAUCCAGCAACUCUGUGUCAUGGCGAAGAACGUCCAGCUUCCCGCAAGGAUGGCUCUCUUCCGUACCUUGGUCGACCGAGGUGUUCUGUUUGCUGUCCAGUGGGCUGUAGGCCUUCCAGAGAAACUGCCUGUCAACCUGCCCAUAAUCGCCGCUGGGGGCGAGAUAUUGGCGGCUUUGCUCGAUCACGACUUGACUGGCGUGCGCGGGCAUGUGUUGAAACAGGUCACCGCCAUCGAGAAGGAGAAGGAUGCGGGGAAGAAAGGUGCGGACAAGGCUGAAACAAUUUUGGCUAUGGUCUGUCGGAUUCUGAUUCAGAGUCGGGAUCUGGCUGUCCAGAGCCUGGUUGGUGACGCAUUAAAAGUUUGGAUGGAUAUUCCUCUGAACGACGGAACAGAAGCGGCCCACCAGCAGCAACCCGGUGUGAAGAUGUUACCUCGAGGGAAGGAUGAUCCUGGUACGGAGAAGUAUAUGGAGUACUUCUACAAUGGGAACUGCAUUCAUACGCUUCUUCGCCCGUUCAACGAUAUACCGCCGUGGCAGGAUUUCAAAGAACUACGUUUACCACUCACGAGAGAACAGACUAACCUAUAUGUCUACCUUUGCGAUCUACUAUGCAACUUCUCCCUUCAGCAUUCCUUCCGCAGUCAUUUCCUCGUCCUCACUUCGAACAUUUCCAUCCGCAUUGCCACUCUUCUUAAGGCUAGGGACAAGCACCUUCAGCAUGCUGCCUUUCGAUUCUUUCGAAUAUUGGUCAAACAAAACAAUCGAAACAUGCACCAACAUCUCCUUAAACAUGACAUCUUCAAGCCAAUCCUCGAUCUCACGCUGCAAGAAUCACGCAGGGACAACCUCCUUAGUUCAUCUUGUCACGAGUUGUUUGAGAUAAUACGAAAGGAGAACAUGAAGGAACUGAUCCACCAUUGUAUGACCAAGCACGAGGAGCAGGUUCGCAAGCUCGCCGGAACACCACUAGGCGGCUCAAGGUUCCAGCAAUUCAUUCGUCGGUGGGAGAUGAACAUAGAGCCGCUACCCGUCGAAGACAAGAACACAGAUGCUAAACGUCCGGAUGCACGCGGUUGGCCUGGUGGCCGGGCUGUUGAUGCUGAGGAAGAGGACUACUUCAACAAUGACGAUGAGUCAGACCUUGCCAGCGGCCCUCUACCGAUAACGAUGCAGCAAUGGACACGUGGCGGCCCCGCUCCCCUCUCGCCUUUACCAGGCGAAAUGACACUGAAGCGCAAGCGUCGACCAGCAAUUGCGAUUCCACCAAGGACAUUGAAACUGACAAAUAUUUCACCGCUUCGGUCGCCUUUACCCUUAGUGGACUAUGGCGAUGACGACGAACCAUCACCGGGCGAUGAUGGUAAGAUGGACGCCCAACAAAAACCCAACACCCCACAAUCGUCUACGUACUCAGAACUCCCCCCAAGCCCUAAACUUUCCCAUCGACAAAUACCCUCAUCAGUAAACCCUACGCCAAAACGUCCGCCAGCAGAAGACGAGGACGAAGAAGAUGGCCUUCUUGAAGCCUUGGUCACGGGGAAAAUUACAUCGACAUCAUCAGCUUUAGCUCCGUCACUUGAUACGAUGAAACCGGGCGAAAAGCGUCGGCGGAACGAUGAUGAUGAUGACGGACUCCUCGAGCGUCUGGCCAAGAUCAAGAAGCAACAGCAUCAGGGGCAGGACACCAAUUCCGUCCCUUCGGUGCGCUCGAAGUCUGGUGAUGAUCCACCUAAAAAGAUCAAAGUGAAAUUUGGUCUGGGCAGCCUCGCCGUUGCGCAGCCUCCUUCAACGACACCGUCCCCAUCAGCAGCUUCAGAAGGCGGCGUCAAGGACGGGGACACAGGCUAA